This is a messenger RNA of Carica papaya (papaya), 1878 nucleotides long. It is a transcript of the gene HB1, whose product is annotated as hemoglobin 1. The record is from RefSeq and is a predicted model, not a curated record. Gene Ontology annotation, molecular function: oxygen binding; heme binding. NCBI's taxonomy places the organism in Eukaryota, Viridiplantae, Streptophyta, Magnoliopsida, Brassicales, Caricaceae.
UUUUCCCCCUUGAAAAUUAAAAAAAUAAAAAUUGAAACUUUUUGGGAAUUUCGGUUAAAGGUUCAAUUUUGUUAUAUGAUUCCACAAGAUUUUGGCCUGCAAGCCACAUGCUUUCAUUUUCACUGACUAACGAAAUUCAAGGCCACAACUUUUUCAAUACCUGUUUUGGCGCUUCCAGGAAUCUUCUUCCGCACCCACUUUUGAAAACCCUAAAUCUAACCAAAUUAUUCAUCUUUCUUCUCAGCCAUCCUACAGUGGCAGGGGUAGUGAGGUAGAGGAAUGGAAAUGGAGGAAGAGGGAAUAGGGUUAGUGUUGGCAAGAGCUACGGAGCUGAGAUUGAAAAUCAGCAACUGCAUUGAUUGCAUUGAUAAAUCUACCAGCAAGGACUCAUCUCCUAAAGAGAGCUGGAAGCAGGAAAAACAAGGGAGUUUUGUUAAUGGAGAUCAAAGUCCCAAGGAUUUUCAGUCUCAAGAGGAAGUGAGUGUGGAAAAAGAAGGAGAACAAGAAGGAGAAGAAGAGAAAGAGGAGGAAGAAGAAGCAGAGAGUCUUUUGCAUAUAUAUGAUGCCUUGGAGUCCCUUGAGACCCAGCUUGCUGCUUUGCAGAAUCUAAGACAACGGCAACAAUAUGAGAAGCAAGCUGCUCUUGCUGAGAUUGAUUAUAGCCGGAAAAUGUUACUAGAGAAACUCAAGGACUACAAGGGGAAAAACUUGGAAGUGAUACAAGAGGCUUCUGCUUUUGCUGGUGAAAAAGUAGAGUAUGACAAUGAUCUCCUCCUUCCUCCAUAUCCAAGUCGACCUCCACAGUCCUCGAUUUUGGAUAACGGCUAUUUGUCACACCUUACUUCAACGCAGAAACUUGUGCAAAAGGGAAAGCGCACUAGCGAGCGAACAAGUGAGGCAAAGAAGCAAAUGGAUAACAAAGAGAGAAGUAAAGUGCCUGCUGGGUCAGAAAACUCAAGGAAAGGAGUGGGACACGUCAUUAGCUCAGUAGCAAAGAUGGCGCUUCCCAUUGUUGGGGUCAUAUGCAUAUUACGUUUGGGGGUUUCCGGGUCUGAUCUUGGGACAAGAAGUAUCUCUCACAAGGUUUUAGGCUUGUUUCAAAAACCCAGAACUGAAGAAAAGAGAUCCUCUGUUCAAUGUCCACCUGGGAAAGUCCCGGUUGUGGAGAAUGGAAAAGCUCGCUGUGUUGUAAAAGAGAGGGUUGAAAUCCCUUUCGAGUCAAUGGUUUUGGAAAGAGAUGUAAAUUACGGGUAUGUAAUGGCCACUUGUGAAGGUAGAGUUUUCACUCAAGAGCAAGAAGCUCUGGUGGUUAAGUCUUGGAAUGUAAUGAAGAAGAAUGCUGCAGAACUGGGUCUUAAGUUCUUCUUGAAGAUAUUUGAAAUUGCACCAUCAGCCCAGAAGCUCUUCUCAUUUUUGAGAGACUCGAAGGUCCCUCUGGAGCAGAACACAAAGCUCAAGCCCCAUGCUAUGUCUGUCUUUGUUAUGACUUGUGAUUCAGCAGUUCAACUGAGGAAAGCUGGAAAAGUCACUGUGAGGGAAUCAAACUUGAAGAAAUUAGGUGCUACACAUUUCAAGUAUGGUGUUGUUGACGAACACUUUGAGGUUACAAAAUUUGCACUACUGGAAACCAUAAAGGAAGCAGUGCCAGAAAUGUGGUCGGCAGAGAUGAAGAAUGCAUGGGGAGAAGCUUAUGAUCAAUUGGUUUCUGCCAUUAAAUCAGAAAUGAAGCCUUCCUCUUAAUUAAAAUUCCUUUUUUCACUCAGUAUAAUCCACCACUUGUUACUAUAAAAAUCAAAUCCCAUAGUUCCUACACCAGAUCUAUAUAGUUGUUGUUGUGUUUGUACGCAAAAUUUAUAUAAUAUACAUUAGAUUGGACCA